Maniola jurtina (meadow brown) is the source of this 3268-nucleotide messenger RNA. RefSeq lists its product as uncharacterized. The record is from RefSeq and is a predicted model, not a curated record. The transcript has 12 exons. Lineage: Eukaryota; Metazoa; Arthropoda; Insecta; Lepidoptera; Nymphalidae. The coding region runs from base 3 to 3200 and encodes 1065 amino acids. Gene Ontology annotation, cellular component: nucleus. Gene Ontology annotation, molecular function: zinc ion binding; DNA binding.
GAAUGCCACGUCAUUAUAUAAGGAAAUCUAAUCGUGGGAUGUCUUACACACAAGAAGAUGUACAGUCUGCAAUAGCGAGUAUAAGGGAGGGUAGAAGUACAUUAUAUGCGGCGGCAAGAACGUAUAAUAUCCCAACAUCCACUCUUUAUGACCGCUUACACAACAAGACUAGAGUAGCCAGCCAAACUUUGGGUAGACGAACAGUUAUCCCAUAUGAAGCGGAACAGAGGUUGGCAAAUGCAUUCAUAGUUUUAGAGAAAUGGGGCUUCCGUUUAUCCAGGAAAGAUGUAAUGCAGAUGGUGGGAGAAUUCGUUCAGCGUAGCAACAUAGAAACACCGUUCAAAAAUGGAAUACCUGGUGUCGAGUGGUGCUCCAACUUUCAACAACGACAUGGACUUUCAUUGAAAAAGGCCCAACCAGGGGACUAUUUAAAAAGGAGGAUGGCCGAUCCUUUCGUCAUCGCCGAAUAUUUCAAUUUACUAAAAGUCACUUUACGAAAGCUUCGCUUGAAAAAUUAUCCUCAUCGAAUUUGGAACUUAAGUGUAACUUCAGUAGCAUUGGAUUCAUCAAAGACGAAAGACAAGAAGGAAACCAUGGAAGGAAGAAGGAAGUCAUGUUCCCAAAAUAUUUAUGCUACUGGAGGUGAAAAUAUAACAGUUCUCACGACUGUAAAUGCCGAAGGAAAAUCUUUAACUCCUCUUAUUGUGUUUAAAGGCAAGUAUGUCUUGGAUAAGUGGAUGGCUGAAGAAAAGGAUGGAUAUGAUUUCGAGUUAGCUUAUGCUGCCAGUGGAAAAGGGCGCAUGGAAACAGAAGUUUUCUUGAAUUACAUAAAGAAAAUAGUCGUUCCUGGACUUGGAAGAGAGAGACCAGCGCUGUUUGUCUAUGAUGGCGAUACCACGAAUAUUGACGUUAAUGUUGUUGAAUUGGCAAAGAGCCACGACGUCACAAUUCUCAAACUACCCCCAUACACCACCCAUUUACUACAACCUCUUCACUGCGCAGCAUUCAAGUCUCUCAAAUCGAAAUGGGAUGCCGAAUUGCUCAAAUGGCAAUAUGAUAUCGAUGAAAAUAUUCCCAAAAAAGAGUUCUCUGAGCUGUUUGCUGAAAUAUGGAGUAAAAUCAAACCUGAAAUAAUAGUCAAUGGUUUCAACGCAACGGGGAUAUUCCCUUUCAAUUCCGAUGCAGUAUCUAAAGACAAUUUUGACCCAAAAGCAUACAAGCGAUGGUUGGAAAGUAAAUCUCAAAAUGAAGAUCAAAUGCUCGAUAACCCUGACAGCCUAUAUAACCUUUGUGUCAAUAUCGUCAACACUUGCUUGCAUACACCAGCAGUCGAACCUAUUGAAUUAACACCGAAAUUAUCAGACGCGACUACUUUGAAUAUUGUAAUUGAGAGUGAGAAAUCAAAUCUGUCAUCCGGAGUUAAAUGCGAGAAUGAUUUACCAGAAGGCCUGCAGUCAAAUAUUUGCGUGUCUCCAUCGACGCCGGUACCUUUUGCAUCGUUUCAAUCAUCUGGCUCUCAUCCAUUACCACAAACGGACCCGGCGUACUACUCAAUAAGAAAAGACGCUUCGGGAAAAUUCUACAAGUCUACUCCGGGUAGAGUCAAGAAUCAGAAGAAAAAACAGCUACCUAAUGACAUGGCCAAUUACAUGCAAUACAGAAUACAAGGCAUAAAGAAGAUUCGUAUGAACGAGGGUUGCUUGCCCUCGAGGUUUACCUGCCAACCAGAUAGACGGAGAACUGCUCAAAAGUCAAAUUCAAAAUCAAAAUCAUUUAUUCAAAAUUAUAUACAAAUUAAAGAAGAAAUUAAAGACACACCGACUCCUAUUGAAAAUUCCUCUGCAUCACAGGGGAAAUCUAUCCAAGUCAAACAUCCGACCCCCGCCUCGGCCGCCUCGUCACACUCCUCCACAGACGAAGCGGACAGCGACAGCGAUGGCCUCAUAGAAGAUCCAUCCGACAUCUCCGAUUUUUUGGUGUUCAACCAAGCUGCCGCCGCAAGGGCAGCGGACCAGCCGUCCACUUCCGCUGAAGAGUUGCAGUACCAGACCUCUAGGUUCUCUAUGGUCAGCGGAAACGAUGGAAACCAGAGCACAUUAGAAGAGAUUAUAAUAAAGGAAGAAAUAACUGAUGAAGAGAAGAACCAGUGUCGUCUCUGCUUGAGCGUUGGCAGAAGAAUGCAGGAGUUGGCAGAAUAUGCGCCCCUAUAUAGGAAACUGUUGUUCGAGAGCAACUACCAGAACACCACAAUACCAAGCUUCAUGUACCAGAUGAUGGCGUGUUGGGAGUGCCACGCCGAGCUGCGCAAAAUCAAACGUUUCCAGGACAAAGUGCGAAGAGCUAAUGCUGCGUUUGAAACUAGUCAGAAUCAAAAAGGAGAGAACCUAUCCAAUCUAUCUACAAUAUUAAUAAUGGGCGAACAAAAGCACCGUGAUAGAACUGAGCUACCAAGCAGCGUAGAAGAAUGUGCUCAGGGCAUCAAAGAAGAAGCCGUCGAAAUAGAAGUAGAAGAAACCCCCUUACCUGAUCCUCUAGAAGUUGGCCAAGAGAAAUCCCAACAGGAAUUAGAAAUCAGCGUACCUACAAAGAAAGUAGCCAAACGUACAAUUCCAGAACCAAAAACUACACAGAACGUACAAAAACGAGCAAAAGUGGACCAAAGCACAGCACAGUCUGGACCAAAGCGAGCAAAAUUGGACCAAAGUGGCCCAAAACCCGCCCAAGAAGAAGAAAAUGAACCAAAAUCUACUCCAGAAUCCGAAGUUGAUGCAAUUUUCGGAAAAGUGAAGAUAGAAAUAGAUGAAUUGCAAAAGAUAUUAGAAGAAAGGCGUAACAAAGAAUCGUUUAAGAGUAUGAAGUUCAAAUGUGACUCUUGCGUCCUUGGUUUUACGGAUCACAAUCGGUUGCUGGAGCACAAUAAGAAUUUUCAUGACAACGAGGUCGGCAGUUGCCAAUGCGACAUAUGCGAGCGACGAUUUGAUGACGAGAACCUACUAUCGGCGCACUAUCGGAACCACUUCGUCAAAUUCGUGUGCAAACUGUGCAACUUCGAGUGUUACACCAAAACCGGGCGAGCCAUUCACUUCAAGAGGCACAAGGGAACGUUGCAGGGGACCAGUCUCGAGUCUUUGUUGAAGCAAAAACGAACUUUUGGUCAGCGAGCAUCAGCGAGCGGAAGCUCGCACGAGACCAGCACGUGAGCCGCGCCGCUCGCCGAGCAUGUUCGCGAACAUUCCUAGAACUUUUACUAACUUUUUUGUUAGUGUAA